AAGUAUGUAAGAGUACGUGAUAUAUGUAUUUACCUGAAUUGCCGUUGUUCGUCGGGUCCUGAAAGGGAGUACGUGCCCCACUAUGCUCAGAGGAUGCCAUAUUGUCAACUCAGUUUGUCAUGCAGAUCAUGAUGUACUGUCAGAAAGUAGUCAUAUGUCCUCAGAUGCUGCGGGCCACAAGGGGUGAUGACACCGGAGGUAGGGCAACACGCCGAGUCGAGGACGUCCACCGGGUGGAGGACGUCGCGGCUAACAGGGGCGACGGCGGUGUGGCGACGACGGCGGGGCGAGGAGAGGUAGGGCAACAAGGUGGGUUGAGGAAGGACGUGCACCGGGGUGGAGGACAUCGCGGCUACCAGGGGCUAGGCCGGCGUGGCGACGGCGGCGGGGCGAGGAGAGGUAGGGCAGCAAGGCGGGUCAAGGAUGUCCACCGGGCCGAGGACGUCGCAGACACCAGCGCUGAUCGCGGCUGUUUGUGGCGUGGUGGCGGCGUAGAUCGUGGAGGUGUUGUUUAAUUCCCAGGAGGUGUCAUCGUGGGGCUAGGAGGUGUCAUCGUGGGGCUGUGUAGCAUCCUGAACGGGGGAGUCUGCCGGCAGAACAUUUGUUGUGAACCGUCGAUCUGAUUGUAGUAUGGUUGAU
Molecule: messenger RNA, 639 nt
Organism: Triticum aestivum (bread wheat)
Lineage: Eukaryota; Viridiplantae; Streptophyta; Magnoliopsida; Poales; Poaceae
Exons: 2
Coding region: 120-515 (131 amino acids)
Source: RefSeq, a predicted model, not a curated record